UCCUUUGCUGGAUGGAAAUGCCAAGUGCAGGACAGUUCAGUGAACGAUGUGGACUACUUCAGCUUCUUGUUUUCGACACUUACGGGAUUCUCUAAAGAGGAGUUGACUAGCCUUCAGAGCAUUAAAGGAAAACCUCACAUUAGUCAGACACAGCUUUCACCUGUCCAUCUCUACCUGACUGAUCUGGACCAAUUUUUACACCACUGGGCUGUGACAGAGGUGGUAUGUCACAGCUUAUCUACUAUACCUUCACGAAGUCAGUGUUUUGACAUCCUCCAGAAUGGUAUCUGUAAAUAUCUGGUUGGACUGGCUGUAAUACCUGAUAGCACAGCUGGAUCUGUUUUGUGUGCCAUGAGUAAGCUCCUGGAUCAAGCUUGCAUCCUUAGUGAAAAUCUACACAAGUUUCUAGCCUCUUGCUGUUAUAGUCUUCUUUACUUCCUGUUAACGUUAGACAAAGAGGAUGCAGAACAUGUGCGGAAGAGGGACACAUUAUGGGGAUCGUGUAUUUCAGUGCUAGCUCUCGUGCCACGAGUGUUUAGGUUGAUGCUGCAGAGUCUUCAAGUGAGCAGGGCCUGUCGGGAAGAACUGCCUGUCAUUGGUCAGUUGUUGCGUUUGCUAAUGCAGCAUGGACAGCUCAGGAGUCACAUGGUGACAAGUGAACUUCUUGUGCAACAGAUUGUCAAGGAUAUUAUGACAUUGAAGAGUGGUGAAGUCCAAGAGCAGUGGCUAACAGACCUCCAUUACUGUUUCAACAUAUAUCUUGCCACACAUCCACAGGGACCCGGUGCUAUUAGCACAGAAUAUUGAAGAAAUGAACAUUGUACAUCUGCUUUGAAGUGUUUACUUCCAUUUAAUUCUGAAAGGAAAAUGUUGGGCCAAUGUUUGUUACAAAAAAAUUUUAAAUGGAACUUUAAAUAAAUUUUUUUUCAUAAAAUCUGUUUGUACUACUUUCUUGCUUCAAGACCAAAGUAAUGUAACAUUGCAGUGAAAGUAGGUUGGUAAAAACUGACUGCAGGAGAGGAUACGCUGAGGAAGUGAAAAUAUUAAAUGCUGUCCUUGUGAUGUGGAGAGCAUCUCCUUUCUUUAUUGGAUUCUGGUAUUGACUCCAGUCAUUUUCCAUUAUUUAUAACAACAUUGAAAUGAUUUCAUUGUGUAAUAUAUAAUGCAAAAAUACUACUCCAUGCUUUUUAAGGUGGAAUAACAGUAUUUUGGAUAUUUAUUCUUUACUACGUUUCUAUUUUUUAUAUUUAAUAAAGUCAAAAUAAUAUUCAACAUGCUUAGGACAAAAGUUUAAAAAAGGAACAUGUUAUAUAAUUUUUUUCUUCUUACAUGUGCACCAAAGUGAUCCCCUUGUCUGCCUUUCAGUUUCACUUGUGAAGUCAAUGGCAAAACUCCAGCUGACAUCAGUGGGAGAAGGCCCCAUGAUGUGUGUGUCGAUAUAUAGUGACAAUUUCACUAACAAAGAAAUUUACUUUGUUUUGAGGGGAGAGGGUGAAGUGGUGAAAUCCUGGCCCCACUGACUUCUAUAGGGCCAGCCUUUCACUCUAGAAACUUAACAAUUAACAUGGUCCUUUCUUUGAGUCACAAUUUCUAUCUAACACAAUGUUCCCUGUUAGUGAAGAAGCACAGCACACAGGUUGCUGUUGAGCAGAUGCACUCCUUCCUAGUGGAGGCUAUAUUUUCGGAUACUUAUUACAGGUAACUGCAAAGCUUUUGGUACUCUGAAUUUGGGGUAAAAUGAGACACUGACAAAGAUUUUCUAAAAUAGUUAACCCUUUAAUAUAACUGGCUCCGCACAUCUACCGUGUGAUUAGAGCAGUUUGGAAAAAAUGAUUUUAGUUCCACAGGAAAUUCCAAUACUUCAGCAUUUGCUUUCAUCCCAAAAAGUAAAAUCAAAUUUUUGUGGGAUGACAAGUUCUGAGAAACUUUGCCUUGGAACUAUCGAAACAAAAACUUGCAUCAUUUUUUGACUAAAAUAAAAAAUUGACAAUUUCA
Molecule: messenger RNA, 1995 nt
Organism: Chelonoidis abingdonii (Abingdon island giant tortoise)
Lineage: Eukaryota; Metazoa; Chordata; Testudines; Testudinidae
Source: RefSeq, a predicted model, not a curated record